Messenger RNA from Debaryomyces tyrocola, 343 nucleotides. The record is from the annotation of a GenBank genome assembly. Lineage: Eukaryota; Fungi; Ascomycota; Pichiomycetes; Serinales; Debaryomycetaceae.
AUGAAAGUAAUCAAUGCAAUAUAUCACUGGUAUCAAUUAUAUAAUAAUAAUCUUCCAAUUGCUGGUAAUUAUAAUAAUUACUAAAAGACAAUUGCUAUCAAUUUUGAAGGAAUUAAGGAGUUAACAGGUUUUAUAUAAAAUUUUUGUAGAUAAAUCCUUAAGAGCGGUCACACUGCGAAACUGCGCACAAAAUGGGUCCAGAAUCAUAUUUACUAACCUUUACACAUAUACAUUUUCCACGUACUACAAAGUGGAUAAUAGAGGAUUCGAUGAGUAUGUAGUAGACGCAAUCAAGGGAAGUAUAAUAUUAUUUACGGAAAAGGCUGAAAAUGGCAAGCAAUAA